AUGUCAGCGGAUGAGGCGAGGUCAAGUCAAUUCUUUAACAGCUUUCACCAUUUCUUUUUUAAUUUUAUUUUAUUUCUAAUUCCAGUUAAGAAAAAUUGGAAGAAGAGAGGGAAAGAAAAGGGAAUUAUUACUCCUUUAAUUGAGAACUAUUGGUUUCAAAGAUACCAUCUUUUUUCAAAAUACGAUGAAGGAAUUAAAAUGGAUGAGGAAGGUUGGUUUUCUGUUGCUCCCGUAGAGAUAGCCAUGAGGCAUGCGGAGAAGUGCGGUGGCUAUGAACUUGUCAUUGAUUGCUUUUCAGGUGUCGGUGGCAAUGCCAUCCAAUUUGCUAAACUGUGUCCUUUUGUUCUGGCUAUUGAUAUUGAUCCUCAGAAAGUUAAUAUGGUCCUUAACAAUGCAAAGGUUUAUGGAGUAGAAGAUAAUAUUGAUUUCAUUGUUGGAGAUUUUUUCCAACUUGCUCCAUCUUUGAAGGUCAAAAAUGGAGUUAAAAAUGUUCAUUCAAGCCGAAACUACUGCCAAUGUUGCAACAUCAGGACACCAAUUUUGUGACACCAAAGACAAGCAAUCAAGGAUGAAACAAGGGCCACGCCGUGAUGUGGAUGAUGAUGAUGUCGUGAUGAUGCGACGAUUACUUGGAUUAAAUCAGUCGUGUUUUUACAGCCUUAUAUAGACAUUUUAAUAUUCUGAAUUUAGCCUAUAUAAAGGGCAAUUAUAACCAGAUUUAGACACAGAUUUUGGGAGACAAAUUUUUUCUUAGGCAUUUUGUUCAGUUUUCAGUUUUUACUUAAUUUUAUUUUAUUGUCGCCUAAUUAGAAGUUUCUAUUCCAAAGUUAGACUAUCGCGAGGGAAGAUUGUUCCGAAAUUGCGCCUUUGUAUCGAUUAACCUGUGAGAAUUCUCCAUCCUUCUUUUUAUUCUAUUAUUUAUAUCUUUUUUCUCAA
Messenger RNA from Gossypium raimondii (Peruvian cotton), 936 nucleotides. RefSeq lists its product as uncharacterized. Gene Ontology annotation, molecular function: RNA cap trimethylguanosine synthase activity. The record is from RefSeq and is a predicted model, not a curated record. Gene Ontology annotation, cellular component: nucleus. Gene Ontology annotation, biological process: 7-methylguanosine cap hypermethylation; 7-methylguanosine RNA capping. The transcript is spliced from 4 exons. The coding region runs from base 1 to 546 and encodes 181 amino acids. Lineage: Eukaryota; Viridiplantae; Streptophyta; Magnoliopsida; Malvales; Malvaceae.